UAGGUUGGAAACAAGGAGACGCUCCAGAAUAUAAAGCAUAUUAUUUAUACCUGUAUGGGCUUUCAAAAUAGUCAUCCGUAGUAUUACUACUACUCACACUUGUCCAUGUAAAUAUAUUUAGUAAUUGGAUAAAUGACCCGAGGCCUGUGACAUCUGAGGGGUGAUCCACAUAAAGAGCAUUGCAUUUUUAUAUAAUUAAAGCUACAAAAUAAUAUAUUUAAAGUAGGCUAUUUGAUAUCACCUCUAGGCUAUGAUUAACGUUUUGAAUGAAGUGUUUGCUGUGCGUGGCCUAAUGUCAAUAUUUAGGUGAUAUCAUAUCUGUCCAUCUUAUUUUCUUUUGUAAUGUGAAAGUAGCCUAAGCUAUUUUCUUUUGGGUUCCGAUUCAUUAUCAGUAACUGAACAACUUGCGCUACAAACCAGUGCUUUUUAUGAUUUUGAAAAUAAGAUGAACCGCGAAAACGUCUGAAGAGACUGAAAACCUUGUAUAAAAAUAUUAGUGGUUUCCUUCAAUAUGUAGUUUAUGGGGGGAAAAAAAGGUUUUGGAAAACUUACUGAAAUCUUAAACCAAUAUUUUGUAACUUGACAAAGUGAUAGCCUAAAUUAUGGCCCUCAUGAAUGUGUACGGCCUGAAAAGUUAAAAAAUUAAGUUAAAAUGACUUUUAAAUGACACUUUUUGUUAAAAUCAAAUAGAACGGGCUUUUCCUAUAAGAAAGAACAUCUGAUAUGAUUCAAACCGAUCAUUUACUUUAAAAAGAAGACAAUUUUAGGCAUCAAAUAUUCUAUUUCUCUUUCAAGACGUUUUCAAAUUUCAAAUGUAAACAAAGACCGCCAAAUUCGCUUUUGUUCGUUCAUUUCAGAUAUCCUUGUUUACAAUAUCAUGUCAAGAAACGUGCAGCUGGAUAAUGAAUCAUCAAACAUACUAACCCUACAUUUGCAUACUUAACACCGGUCCUCGGGUAAUACAGCGCACCUCGCCCUAUUUUCCACUCGUCUAUCACUGCCAUAGUUUAAUUCCUGACUCCAUUCAUUAUCUGAGCACAGAGGAACACACCGCUUGUGAUGGUUGGGUACCAGGUAAGGGAGUGAACGAGUGCAGCCAUAGCAAUGUAGUUGUUUGGUGACAUUGGGACGCGGAGUAAAGGACUGAGCAUCUGCCCACGUCUGCGCUUUCGCAAUCUGGCUGCGUCAGGAUUCACCUCGAAGCACCGCUGUGAUGGACGAAGCGGAGGACGGCGAUGAAGACCACAAAGAGACUCGCAGGGGCGACAUCCUUGACUCUUCCUACAAGAUGAAGCGUGUAACGCCAGGAGGGGGAGCAGCGGCGAGCAGGAUCUCCAACAACAAGGACUUCGCCUCCGUCUCCUGUGGACGCAGCACGGAAUCCACCGCGCUCCUCUGCCACGGAGAUGCUGCCAGGGACAAGAGUGGGGUUGACGGCGAGGAUGGCUCCGGAAUGAGAUGCGUGAUCAACGGAGACUGCCGAAGAGACGAGAGCUUGUCCUCAACCCUCUCCAAGCAGGAGAAGCAGACAGGUGGAGGCUUCCCAGCAUCUGCAUGUCACUCCAGCACCUCCAGCAUGGACGGCUCGGUCACUCCUGCCCCGACCGCCGCUGCUCCUCCCGCUGAGAAGAAGGACUCGAGAGUUUCCUUCUCCAGCGCUCCACCGACCCAAGGACCGAGCUCGAACCAGCAGCAUUCGCAGCCGGACAGUUCUGUCGGCUUUCCCAAGUCUGAGGAUGGCCAGAUCACGGCAGAUGAUGCGGAAGCCAGGGACAAUCAAACUUACAUGCAGAGGCAGUUCAGCUCCAUGCUGCAGCCCGGGGUCAACAAAUUCUCCCUGCGUAUGUUUGGGAGUCAAAAGGCAGUGGAGAAGGAACAGGAACGAGUCAAAUCCGCCGGCAAUUGGAUUAUUCAUCCAUACAGUGAUUUCAGGUUCUACUGGGAUUUCACAAUGCUAAUGUUUAUGGUGGGCAACUUGAUUAUCAUUCCUGUGGGCAUCACCUUCUUCAAGGAGGAAACCACCACCCCUUGGAUUAUCUUCAACGUUGUGUCUGACACGUUCUUCCUCAUGGACCUGGUAUUGAACUUCCGCACAGGCAUAGUCUAUGAAGACAACACGGAGAUAAUACUGGACCCUGAAAAGAUCAAGAUGAAGUACCUGAAGACAUGGUUUGUGGUGGACUUUGUCUCAUCCAUCCCGGUGGAUUAUAUCUUUCUCAUCGUAGAGAAAGGCAUUGACUCUGAGGUUUACAAGACGGCCAGAGCAUUGCGGAUUGUGCGUUUCACCAAGAUCCUCAGUUUACUGCGACUUCUUAGACUAUCCAGACUGAUUCGGUACAUCCAUCAAUGGGAAGAGGUAAGAUGAGUGUCAAUGCUGUUCAUAUUUAUUGUUAAAGCCAGAUAGUGUCUUCCGAAUUGUGAUGGUGGGAAGAAACGGAAAUACUUUUUUUCGUUGAGUAGGUCGCCUGAUGGUGGUUGCCAUUUGAAAACUACUAACUUUAUUUCACUUACUUCUCCAAUACAAGACUUUUCCACUCAUGGCAUGACUGAAAAUAACAUUGGUAACUCAAAACAGUUGAUAAAU
Molecule: messenger RNA, 2584 nt
Organism: Carassius auratus (goldfish)
Lineage: Eukaryota; Metazoa; Chordata; Actinopteri; Cypriniformes; Cyprinidae
Product: potassium/sodium hyperpolarization-activated cyclic nucleotide-gated channel 2-like
Exons: 2
Coding region: 1214-2365 (383 amino acids)
Biological process (GO): sodium ion transmembrane transport; regulation of membrane depolarization; potassium ion transmembrane transport
Cellular component (GO): axon; membrane; HCN channel complex
Molecular function (GO): voltage-gated potassium channel activity
Source: RefSeq, a predicted model, not a curated record